Phytophthora sojae is the source of this 1722-nucleotide messenger RNA. Its product is annotated as ABC transporter-like protein. Gene Ontology annotation, molecular function: ATP hydrolysis activity; ATP binding; ABC-type transporter activity. The record is from RefSeq and is a predicted model, not a curated record. Bases 1 to 1722 code for a protein of 573 amino acids. NCBI's taxonomy places the organism in Eukaryota, Oomycota, Peronosporomycetes, Peronosporales, Peronosporaceae. Gene Ontology annotation, cellular component: membrane. The transcript is spliced from 3 exons.
AUGCCGCAAAACGUCAGCUUUUUGUGUCUCCGAGCGCCCGACGUCGUGUACAACGCCCUCGACAGCGAGCCCAACAUCCCAACGCCAUCUGCGGAGAAGAGCGUCUUGCACGUGACUAAGAACCCGUGCACUCUAAGCUGGCGCAACCUCACCUACACUGUCGACGUCAAGAAAUCGACCAAGCACCCCGACGGCAAGAAAACCAUCCUGACGAAAGUCACCGGUCGGUGUGCACCUGGCGAGCUCACCGCGGUCAUGGGCCCGUCCGGUUCUGGCAAGACGACGCUGCUCGACAUUCUCGCCGACCGCAUUAGCUCCGGUACCAUCGAGGGAAGUAUCUCGCUGAACGGCGAGAAGCGUAACGUGAGAACUUUUCGGGCCGUGUCGAGCUACGUCGCGCAGGAGGACUCGCUGAUGGGGUCGUUCACAGUACUGGAGACGCUCGAGAUGGGGAUUUCAGGAGGUCAGAAGAGAAGACUGAGCAUCGCCAUCAAGCUGCUGUCGGAGCCGUCGAUCCUGUUGCUGGACGAACCGACGUCGGGUCUGGACUCCGCGUCGACGCACAACGUCAUGGAGUUCGUGUCGAGGUUGUGCCAGGAGAACAAGACGGUCAUCUGCACCAUCCACCAGCCUUCGUCCCUCGUGUACGACAUGUUCACCAACAUCGCCAUCAUGACCGCCGGCGAGACGGUCUACUUUGGGCCGCGCGAGCUCAUCAUCGACCAGUUCUCGGGAGCGGGCUACACUUGUCCGAUGUACAUGAACCCAGCCGAGUACUUCCUCAGUCUCGUCAACUCCGACUUCACUGGCCACGCUGACAUCAAAAAGCUCGUGCAGCGCUACGCAAUCAGCACGACGGCCUCCACUAUGCUGCAGAGCAUCGAGGCCGACAUCGCCGGAGUUCAUAAUGCUGCGCCGGUCCUCCCGAUGAAACCCCCAGCUCUCCGCCAAUUCUUCGUGCUCUUGGAGCGCAACUCGAUCAACAACGCCCGCAACCCGGGCAUCUACUGGGUCCGACUGGCCAUGUACAUGUUGCUGUCCUUCAUGGUGGGCACCAUGUACCUCUCCACCAACGACGACAUCUCCGAGCAGGAUAUGGUGCCGCUGCUGUUCUACGUGCAGACGUUCCUGGUCUUCAUGUCGGUGGCUGUUCUACCUUUCUUCAUGGAGCAGCGCGCGGUGUUCAUGCGGGAGCGCGCCAACAGCGGCCUCAACGUGUUCAGCUACGUGGUCGCCAACUUCAUCGCCACUCUACCGGGUAUCUUCCUGAUCGCAGCGGUCUCGACGUUCCUGGUCGUGCUGCUCUCGGGUCUCCACGGCUUCUGGUACUUCCUGCUCAACCUGUUCCUGGCGCUGGUGGUGGCUGAGUCGUUGAUGCACGUCAUUGGUGCCGCCGUGCCGCUCUACAUCAUCGGCAUCGCUCUGGGCGCUGGCAUCUACGGCAUGUUCAUGCUGUGCGAGGGCUUUAUGGUGCCCAAGUCGACGAUCCCGGACUACUGGAUCUGGUCCAACUACCUGGCUUUCCACUCGUACUCGUUCAAGUCGCUCGUGUUCGAGCACUUCAACCAGGUGGACACCCCGACGGCCAAGGCCAUCCUGCAGCGGCUGGACAUGGAGGACGUCGACACGCCGCAGAACAUGCUCAUCCUCGUGUGUUUCGCCAUCGGCCUGGAGAUCGUCUUCACCUUCAUCCUCUACAAGUUCCACACCGGACGACGGUAA